CGGGCGCCCUCCCCGCCCGCCACUGCCCCCUGGAGGACGAGGGCAGGCGCGCCCUGGGCCUGGGGUUCAAGGGCUCCCACUGCUGGGCAGCACCCCGCGGUCCCCGCCCUGAGCCGGCUGCCGCCCGCGCGCCCGCCCCGCUCCCUCCCUUCUUUCUGUCCCGCCACAUCUUCCUCUGCCUUCCACCCGGGGACCAUGUCGAGGCUCAGCUGGGGGUACGGCGAGCACAACGGUCCUGUUCAUUGGAAUGAAUUUUUCCCCAUUGCUGAUGGGGAUCAGCAAUCUCCGAUUGAAAUUAAAACCAAAGAAGUGAAGUAUGACUCUUCUCUCCGACCUCUUAUUAUCAAGUAUGACCCAAGCUCAGCUAAAAUCAUUAGCAAUAGUGGCCAUUCAUUCAACGUUGACUUUGAUGACACAGAGGACAAAUCAGUUCUGCGUGGGGGUCCUCUAACUGGAAGCUACAGGUUACGACAGUUUCAUCUUCACUGGGGGUCCGCGGAUGAUCACGGCUCUGAGCACAUGGUUGAUGGAGUGAGAUACGCCGCAGAGCUCCAUGUUGUUCACUGGAAUUCAGACAAAUACCCCAGCUUUGUGGAGGCAGCUCAUGAACCAGAUGGACUAGCUGUCUUGGGAGUAUUUUUACAGAUUGGUGAACAUAAUUCCCAACUGCAAAAGAUUACUGACAUUUUGGAUUCCAUUAAAGAAAAGGGUAAACAAACUCGAUUCACAAAUUUUGACCCAUUAUCUCUGCUUCCACCAUCCUGGGACUACUGGACAUAUCCUGGUUCUCUUACAGUUCCACCUCUUCUUGAAAGUGUCACAUGGAUUGUUUUAAAACAACCUAUAAACAUCAGUUCUCAACAGCUGGCCAAAUUCCGCAGUCUCCUGUGCACAGCGGAGGGGGAAGCAGCAGCUUUUCUGCUGAGCAAUCACCGUCCACCUCAACCUCUUAAGGGCCGCAAAGUGAGAGCCUCUUUCCAUUAGAAGUUGUUGCCAGUGAACUUCCCCAAACGUAGAGAGACAACAAAAUUAAAAAAAACAAAGCACAAAAGUCCCUGCUAACAAUUUCCUCCUAGAAUUACUAAUUUUCAAGUACCAUUUUGCUAU
Molecule: messenger RNA, 1107 nt
Organism: Carlito syrichta (Philippine tarsier)
Lineage: Eukaryota; Metazoa; Chordata; Mammalia; Primates; Tarsiidae
Gene: CA13
Product: carbonic anhydrase 13
Exons: 7
Coding region: 196-984 (262 amino acids)
Cellular component (GO): cytoplasm
Molecular function (GO): carbonate dehydratase activity; zinc ion binding
Source: RefSeq, a predicted model, not a curated record